This is a messenger RNA of Macrosiphum euphorbiae (potato aphid), 525 nucleotides long. NCBI's taxonomy places the organism in Eukaryota, Metazoa, Arthropoda, Insecta, Hemiptera, Aphididae. The record is from the annotation of a GenBank genome assembly.
AUGGUGGUGAAGGGCGCCCAGAUGACGGGUGGCGUGGGUGGCGUCGCCGCGACCGGUUCCGGAGCCGACGACGGUUUGUCCGACGCGUACGCCAAGAUGACCGCCGACAUACUGGCCGAACGGUCGCUGGGCGACUUCCUGUCCGAACACCCCGGCGAGCUGGUCCGGACCGGCAGCCCGUUCCUGGUGUGUACCAUACUCCCCACGCACUGGCGGUCCAACAAGACACUUCCGGUAGCGUUCAAAGUGGUGGCGCUAGGCGAAGUUCCGGACGGCACGGCCGUCACCAUACGCGCAGGCAAUGACGAGAACUUUUGCGCGGAGUUGCGCAACUGCACCGCCCUGAUGAAGAACCAGGUGGCCAAGUUCAACGAUUUGCGGUUCGUGGGCAGGAGCGGAAGAGGCAAAAGUUUUACGCUGACCAUAACUGUGAGCUGUUCGCCCCCGCAAGUUACCACUUACAAUAAAGCCAUCAAAGUCACUGUGGAUGGACCUAGAGAACCUCGUUCUAAAACAAGUAAGUAA